Messenger RNA from Adineta steineri, 1584 nucleotides. The record is from the annotation of a GenBank genome assembly. NCBI's taxonomy places the organism in Eukaryota, Metazoa, Rotifera, Eurotatoria, Adinetida, Adinetidae.
AUGGAAUUAUAUAAAGAGUUUAGUUUUGAUACAGAUUUAGAUGAUGAUGAAACAGAUCGACAUAAUGAUUGUAUACUUCCACGUUUAUCAUUUGAUCAAAAAUUAGUAGCACAUCGAAGUAAUCGUUUAGGUCAUACAUUUGGUCAAAUUAAUUUCUCAUAUCAAUCCAGUAAAUAUAUUAGAUCUAAUGAUGAAACUCUCCUUUCAUUACCAAAUAAAUUUCUAUCAAACAAUGGAAUAAUUCAAUCAUAUGAAAAUAGUUGUCAAAUGCUUGAUAUAUCAAUUGAUUCGCAAUUACGUGCUCUUCUACCUUCUAAUAAUAUAAAUAUUAUGAAUCGAUCAUUUUCUUUUAAUGAUAUACGUGCAUUUGCUACUGCAAUGGAAGCAAAUCUUGAAAGUUUAACAUUAAGUUCAGUUGGUUUAACAACACGUUCAAUGAAUGUACUUUGUCAAGGAUUAAACAAAUGUAUUAAUCUUAGUUUUUUAGAUUUAUCAUUUAAUAAACUAGAUAAACAAGGUUUUGAAAUAUUAGUUGAUAGAAUUAAUCAAUUAACAUCAUUAACGUUUUUAUCUUUGGCUGAUUGUGGUAUACGAGAUUCAUAUGGUGAAUGUAUAGGUGAUUUAUGUCGACAUAAAACAAUUACGGAAAUAAAUUUAAGUGGAAAUGAAUUCGAAGAAAUGGCAUGUAUAUUUAUUGGAAAUGCAUUAACGGAUAAUAAGAGUUUGACAUGUUUAAAUUUAAAUUGGAAUUUAAUACGAAGUUUUGCAUCAAUAGCUUUAUUUCGAGGAUUUGAAGUUAAUACAACUUUAACAGAUUUUGAUGUCUCAUGGAGUAAUUUAGGUUAUGAUGGAAGUGUUGCUCUUCGGCGAAUAUUAGCUAUGAAUAAAGUUUUGCAAUAUUUAAAUAUUAGUAAUUGUAAUAUUGAUUGGUCUUGUGCAAAAUUAAUUGGUGAAGGUUUACAAAAAAAUUCAGUACUUCAUACAUUAAAUUUAGCAUUUAACCCAUUAACAACUCAUGGUGUUCAGCAUAUCAUUCAAUCUUUAAAUAAUUCGAAAAGUGCUCUUUCAACACUUGAUAUUUCAGGAACUGCUGUGUUUUCUGGAACUGUUCGACUGGCUGAAAAGAUUGCAAGUGAACGGCAUUUCAUCAUGAAAUUUGAUAUUGAAAUACCUGUACCUGAUAUGAUUGGUCGACAAAUAGUAACAAAAGCUGAUUCAGUACGUACAAUUAUUCAACAAAUUGAUGAGAAACAUUGGCGUCCAUUGGAUUAUUUUCGAUUUUUGAACAGUAAAAGAAAAUUAAAAGCAAGUUUUCACAAUAAUUCACAACAUCUUGCUGAUGAAUCAGAUCAACCUCUAACAUUAAAAAAUUUAAAUGAGAUACUUAAUCGUCAACGAAUGCAUGAUCGAUUACAAAAAACUCGUGAAGAACAACAAGAAAAAGAUCUAAAGAAACGAAAUCAAAAAAUUUUACAAACUGUUAAUCAACAUUUUCCAGAUAUUGAUACAGCUAGUAAAAGAGCAAAACAUAAAACAGUAAUUGCAAAUUUAGCAAAACCACGAAUGUCCACUGAAAAGAAAUAG